GUCUCCGCCAGGAGGAUUUUCCACCACGGAUCGUUGAGCAUCCUUCAGAUGUCAUAGUCUCUAAAGGAGAGCCAACAACUUUGAACUGUAAAGCUGAAGGACGGCCAACUCCUACUAUUGAGUGGUACAAGGAUGGAGAGAGGGUGGAAACAGACAAGGAUGAUCCGCGCUCCCACCGCAUGCUGCUGCCCAGCGGAUCUUUAUUUUUCUUGCGUAUUGUGCACGGACGCAGGAGUAAACCUGAUGAAGGAAGUUAUGUUUGCGUAGCAAGGAACUAUCUUGGAGAAGCUGUGAGUCGCAAUGCAUCCCUGGAAGUGGCAUUGCUACGGGAUGACUUCCGCCAAAACCCUACAGAUGUUGUGGUGGCAGCCGGAGAGCCUGCCAUAUUGGAGUGCCAACCACCUCGUGGACACCCUGAGCCUACAAUCUACUGGAAGAAAGAUAAAGUCCGCAUUGAUGACAGAGAAGAGCGGAUCAGUAUACGUGGUGGGAAGCUGAUGAUCUCCAAUACAAGAAAAAGUGAUGCUGGCAUGUACACUUGUGUUGGCACAAACAUCGUGGGGGAGCGAGACAGCGAUCCAGCCGAGCUGACUGUCUUUGAGCGGCCCACGUUUCUCAGGCGACCGAUUAACCAAGUGGUGCUGGAGGAGGAGGCUGUGGAUUUCCGGUGCCAGGUGCAGGGGGAUCCCACACCCACAGUCCGGUGGAAGAAAGAUGAUGCAGACUUACCAAGAGGAAGGUAUGACAUCAAAGAUGACUAUACUUUGCGUAUUAAGAAGGCCAUGAGCACAGAUGAAGGAACCUACACAUGCAUUGCAGAGAAUCGAGUUGGAAAAGUGGAAGCUUCUGCUACCCUUACUGUGCGAGCUCGCCCCGUUGCUCCCCCACAGUUUGUGGUGAGGCCACGAGACCAGAUUGUAGCCCAGGGUCGAACAGUGACUUUUCCUUGUGAAACUAAAGGAAAUCCCCAGCCAGCUGUUUUCUGGCAAAAAGAGGGAAGCCAGAAUCUACUCUUCCCAAACCAGCCUCUCCAACCCAACAGCAGGUAUUCAGUGUCACCAACUGGAGACCUCACUAUUACCAGCAUUCAGCGGUCUGAUGCAGGCUACUACAUUUGUCAAGCACUGACAGUAGCUGGAAGCAUUUUAGCAAAGGCUCAGCUGGAGGUUACUGAUGUCUUGACAGAUAGGCCUCCACCCAUCAUCCUCCAGGGGCCAGUCAAUCAGACACUGGCGGUGGAUGGGACAGCUUUGCUGAAAUGCAAGGCAACCGGUGACCCUCUCCCUGUCAUCAGCUGGUUGAAAGAAGGAUUCACUUUCCUCGGCCGAGACCCUCGAACAUCCAUACAGGAUCAGGGGACACUUCAGAUUAAAUCUCUGCGGCUGUCUGAUACUGGGACUUACACUUGCGUUGCAACAAGUUCCAGUGGGGAGACAUCUUGGAGUGCUGUGCUGGAGGUGACAGAAUCUGGUGGAGCAACAGUCAGUAAAAAUUACGAUAUAAAUGACCUCCCUGGGCCACCAUCCAAACCUCAGGUCACUGAUGUUACAAAGAACAGUGUCACCCUAUCCUGGCAACCAGGGACUCCUGGAAGCCUACCAGCUAGUGCAUAUAUCAUUGAGGCUUUUAGUCAAUCUGUGAGCAAUAGUUGGCAGACAGUGGCUAACCAUGUGAAGACCACUCUCUACACUGUGAGAGGACUGCGACCCAAUACAAUCUACCUGUUUAUGGUGAGAGCUAUCAAUUCACAAGGCCUGAGUGAUCCCAGCCCUAUGUCAGAUCCUGUCCGAACGCAAGAUAUCAGCCCACCAGCACAAGGUGUGGAUCACAGGCAAGUUCAGAAAGAAUUGGGAGAUGUAAUUGUACGACUGCAUAAUCCUGUUGUGCUGACACCCACGACGGUUCAAGUUACCUGGACGGUUGACCGUCAAUCCCAGUUUAUUCAGGGCUACCGAGUGAUGUAUCGCCAAACAUCUGGCUUGCCUUCUCCAGCUGUAUGGCAGAACUUGGAGGUCAAAGUCCCAACUGAGCGCAGCGCUGUCCUCGUCAGCUUGAAAAAGGGGGUCACUUAUGAAAUUAAGGUUCGCCCCUAUUUCAAUGAAUUCCAAGGAAUGGACAGUGAAUCAAAGUCUGCUCGCACCACAGAGGAAGCUCCGAGUGCCCCUCCUCAGUCUGUUACUGUCCUGACAGUUGGAAACCACAACAGCACAAGCAUCAGCAUCUCCUGGGAUCCUCCGCCUCCAGAUCACCAAAAUGGAGUCAUCCAGGAGUAUAAGAUCUGGUGCCUAGGUAAUGAGACUCGAUUUCAUAUCAACAAAACAGUAGAUGCAGCCAUUCGGUCUGUAAUAAUAGGUGGCCUAUAUCCAGGUAUUCAGUACCGUGUGGAAGUUGCUGCAAGCACCAGUGCAGGUGUGGGAGUAAAAAGUGAACCACAACCCAUAAUAAUUGGAGGUCGUAACGAAGUUGUCAUCACUGAAAAUAACAACAGCAUAACUGAACAAAUCACUGAUGUUGUCAAACAGCCUGCCUUUAUAGCUGGCAUCGGUGGUGCCUGUUGGGUAAUUCUGAUGGGUUUCAGCAUCUGGCUGUACUGGCGCAGAAAGAAGAGGAAGGGGCUCAGCAAUUAUGCUGUCACUUUCCAAAGAGGAGAUGGAGGACUAAUGAGCAAUGGAAGUCGACCAGGUCUGUUGAAUGCAAGUGACCCCAGUUAUCCUUGGCUUGCAGACUCUUGGCCUGCCACAAGUCUGCCGGUAAACAACAGCACUAGUGGACCCAAUGAUCUUGGCAAUUUCGGUCGUGGAGAUGUGCUGCCACCAGUGCCAGGGCAAGGAGAUAAAACCGCUACUAUGCUUUCUGAUGGAGCCAUUUACAGCAGCAUCGACUUCACCACGAAAACUAGUUACAACAGUUCCAGCCAAAUAACACAAGCUACACCAUAUGCCACCACCCAGAUACUGCAUUCCAACAGCAUCCAUGAGUUGGCUGUCGACUUACCUGAUCCUCAGUGGAAAAGCUCAAUUCAGCAAAAAAAUGACCUGAUGGGGUUCGGUUACUCUCUCCCAGACCAAGGCAAAGGCAACAAUGGUGGCAAAGGAGGGAAAAAGAAGAAGAACAAAAAUACUGCCAAGCCCCAGAAAAAUAAUGGUUCAAACUGGGCCAGUGUUCCCCUCCCACCCCCUCCCGUGCAGCCACUUCCAGGCACAGAACUGGAACACUAUGGGGUGGAUCAGCAAGAAGCAGGAUAUGACAGUGAUGGUUGGUGUCCGCCUUUGCCAGUUCAGACCUACCUACAUCAGGGCAUGGAGGAUGAGCUUGAAGAAGAUGAUGAUCGUGUCCCCACACCUCCUGUGCGAGGGGUAGCUUCAUCACCUGCCAUCUCCUUUGGGCAACAGUCAACUGCAACCCUCACCCCUUCUCCACGAGAGGAGAUGCAGCCAAUGCUUCAAGCCCACCUUGAUGAAUUAACUAGGGCUUACCAGUUUGAUAUAGCAAAGCAGACAUGGCACAUCCAAAGCAAUACACAACCUCCUCAGGCUCCAGUUCCGCCCCUAGGAUAUGUAUCUGGAAACCUUAUUUCAGAUUUGGAAACAGAUGUUCCGGAUGAUGAUGAUGAUGAGGAUGACAUUGAAGAAGAAACUGUAGAAAUCAGUAGGCCGCUAAGAGGUCUAGAGCAUACUCCAGGCUCCAGUAUGGACAAUCUAGACAGCUCUGUGACAGGUUCAAUGGUAAAUGGAUGGGGUUCUGCGUCUGAUGAGGACCGUAACUUUUCUAGUCAUAGAUCUAGUGUAGGUAGCUCCUCAGAUGACUCGAUCUUUACCAGCGGCAGUUUUGCACAAGCACUGGUUGCAGCAGCAGAUAAAGCUGGUUUUAGGCUGGAUGGAACCAGUCUGACAAGAACAGGCAAAGGAUAUCCUUCUUCUCAGAGACCUCGACCAAGCAGUCCUUUUUCUACUGACAGCAACACCAGUGCAGCUGUCAAUCAGAGCCAGAGGCCAAGGCCCACUAAAAAACACAAGGGAGGACGGUUGGACCAACCCUCGUUGCCUCAUCGUAGGGAGGGAAUAACAGAUGAUCUUCCACCACCACCUGACCCACCCCCUGGUCAGGGUUUAAGGCAGCAAAUAGUCCCCGGCCAGCGUGGAGGCUCAGCAGAGAGGAAAGGAAGCUCUCUUGAGAGGCAGCAUGCUCCGAACAUAGAUGAAACAAAGAGCUCCCUGGACCGGCAAGCUAGGACAUCACUAGAGUGGCAGCGACAAACCCAGGAGUGGAUAAGCUCUACAGACCGCCAAGAGGAUUUCAGGAAAGCCCAACACAAACAAGCCUUCGGAUCAGAAGAGGCACUCGUACCAUAUAGUAAACCCAACUUCCCAUCCCCUGGUGGCCACAGCUCUUCAGGAACAGCUUCUUCUAAAGGAUCGACCGGACCUAGAAAAGGUGAAGUCUUGCGAGGAGGUCACCAACGCAAUGCCAGUGACCUUCUCGAUGUAGGCUAUGUGGGAUCAAACAGUCAAGGACAGUUUACUGGUGAAUUAUAGUAGUUGAGAAGACACAUUGCAAGCUGCUCUGAUGGACCAUCAGGUCUGAACUCAUGGAAGUGAUGACACUAAACAGUGCAAUGAACAUUUUCUUUAUUUAUGUACUAUUAAAAGAACUGUAAAUGCAAUGUAAAGACACACAGCCACACAUAUCCCACAGAUAUUUUACUUGUGUUCUUCUCUUUAAUACACCAUCCACCUUAAACUUUUCCUUGUCAGGAGUAUAUAAAAAAAAAGAAAGGAAAAAAAAAAUCACCCUCCAGGAUGAAAAGAAUUUCCUUCUGUAUAUAAUUUCUUUUGUUGCAUUGCUAUGCAAGCUCACCUUCUUUUUAGCUAUGUUCAUAUUCAUGUCUGUUUUUACUGGUCUGUUGUACUAUAUGUGAAUUAAUAGGCUGUGGUGCCAUAUAUUAACUUUUAAUUGUGUAACUUUUAUGUUUAAAGUUUGCACUGCAAUUUUAUUUGGUGAUAAGCACAAAACUCUACUCCUCAUGACAUGAAGAAGAAAAAAGACUGAAUGUGUGAAGAAGGUUUACGUAAUGUAAGCUACUUUGGAUAAUGCUGGAUGUAAAGCAGUAUGUUAGGUGGGUUUCCAUUGGGGUGUAGAAAUGAGAAAGUGACAGGCAAAACUGAUGUCAGUGGAGACAUCAGAGACAGAUUUAAAUCUUUUAAAAGCAAGCAACAUAGUUGCUCUUCCUAUUUAAGAAAGGGUCAGAAGUUGGAAGUGUGAGAUUAAAGAGUGAAUAUGAAAAUAAAAGGUAGCAUGAGAUGGCCUAGAUCCUUUCACUAGAAUGAUGCCCUUAGUAUCUGUUUUUAGCCAUCCCAUGCCACUAAGAAAAAGGAAAGGAAAACAAACCUUGCUACAAACAAAAGAACUUAAGGUGUUUCACUAAAGCUGUUUUUAUAUUGUAGUUUGAAAGAAUUAUUACCAUUAAUUUCUCCAAUCCAAAAUAUAGACAGAAAUUUCCCAGGAGAAACAAACAAUAUAAACUCAAGGAAUACCUAGUAAGUAGUUAAGGAUGCAAUUUAUUAUUAAGACAUAUUCAGGCUGCUUCCAAAAAAAAAUGAAGUGUCAUAGUAUCUUAUUUCAUCUUUCCAAUACAUGUACAGUAAAAUAGAGGAUAGAGCUGCACCACUGAAAUUCAUGACAUUAAUUGUUUUAAUGCAGUCUAAACAAUCCAUUGUAUUCUAUUACCUGAAGUCUGCAAGAGCUGAAGCUGGAUCCACUAAAUUCACAGUAAAAUGUUUAGUGUUUAGAAGGAAAGCAACAGUCAAUUAUUUUUGGCUUGUAUUUAAGUACAUUCCUGGCAAUACAGUACCUCCAAAAAGUUAGGUAUAAGCAAAGAAAACCUUUGACCUGUGUUUUAGUGAGUGGCUUCAAACCCUAUGAUGAGGAAAUAACGCAUGUUUAUACACUUUUUGAAUAAACCAGACUCUGUAAGUGGACAUUAAUGACAGCAUCCUGUCUCUUCAUUAAUUUUCACGACUUUGUCCAAAUCUGCUGUACAUCUCAAAUCUCAAUGAGUCAAUUGUCAAGCUUUUCUUAGAAUAUUGUAUGUGGAUAAUCCACUCAUUCGAUGCUUAAUUUAAAUAUUGCAUCCUACAGCUUAUUUCUGCUAGUUAUCUGACCAUGAACACAAGUUUCCAUUUGAAUACCCUUUUCCUAUAACCAGUCUAUGUUGUUUUAUAUAUUGCCUUGGAGCUCACCAGUAUUAAGAACACUUUUAGUAAUGACAGAAUUUUAGAAAAGUAAAUUACAAUGCUAAAUAUGUGUUGCUUUUCAUUUCAUUAACUUGUUCCAUGAUAAGAUAAAACACAACAGCCAUCAACUAUAACUCAGCACUAUUGAAUAUUAACAAUACUAGUUAACUUCCUUAAGGUCAAGACUGUUAUUUAGCAGGUUACAAACCAAAAAAGUUGAGAAAAAAAAUGUAUGCAUUUAUAUAUGUGACCCAUGAAUAUAUGUAAUUUUCCUGCUUGUUAAAACAUUAUAAUGAAAACCAUUACUUAAAAGUGUGCAAAAAUGUUCUAGAAAGAUAAAGAAGGCAUCAUAUUUACAUAUGUAUGUUUUUUUCUUUUGGUAUUAUAUCAUAUGAAGCGAAGAUUAUUCAAGGUACAAUUCAAAUUUAAUACUCUGGAAAACGUUUAACUCAGUCACUGGUAUAUUUUUUUGUGCUUUUAAUUCAAAAGCUUGUGCUGAGCUUUGGUGGAACACCUUACUCACUAUAUUCUAGUCAAAAUUCAGUAUCAUUAGACUUCGAUAAAGCCAUCCCAAUUACUUUCGAAUACGUGUUUUAUCUCUUCCACUGGAAAGUAAAUGUGUGUCAGUAUUAAAGCUGUGCAGUACCAUGAUAUUCACUAACUUGUCCAUCUGCUUCUGUACAUUUUUGUUCAUUAAUAAGUUGCUUACAAUAUUACAUAAGGUGGUGUUGUGUAUCGCAAACUGUCUCCAUUAUCUUACAGGUGAUGUCUCUUCUUUUUUUCUCUCUCUUUCUCUCUCUUUUCUAUACAGUGUACUUCCAAUGAACCACAGUACAUAUUUUUUAAAAUAUGCCAUUUAAUUUACUAUUUUAAAAGAAGUAUUCUUCUUUUUUUUAAAAGACUCAAAAACAUUUAUUGUGAAUAAUGUGUUUAAAGAAAAGGGAUGUUGUGGCAGCACUUAGAAUUGUUUUUUAAUUUGUUUUUUAAAGAAAAUACCUGUUUAUUGGCUACAGUUUGUUCACGAAAAAGUAUGACCUCUUAAUGUGUUUCAUUGGUAUUGUUAGUGCAGCGGAGUUUAAUUGGCAUAAAAAGUUGGUUAAUAGUACUGUUGAAGUGUGUAUUGUAUAUUUACUGGGGAAAAAAUAAAACAUAUUCACAUUUCAAAUCUAUGUUAAAAGA
Molecule: messenger RNA, 7412 nt
Organism: Melopsittacus undulatus (budgerigar)
Lineage: Eukaryota; Metazoa; Chordata; Aves; Psittaciformes; Psittaculidae
Gene: ROBO2
Product: roundabout guidance receptor 2
Exons: 28
Coding region: 180-4535 (1451 amino acids)
Biological process (GO): cell-cell adhesion
Molecular function (GO): protein binding
Source: RefSeq, a predicted model, not a curated record